AUGGGCAAGUCUCGAAGAAAUAGGGCCAAUGCCGCUCGUCGCGAUCCAAUUGCAAAGCCUGUCAAGCCGCCUUCAGACCCAGAACUUGCCGCUCUGAGAGAAUCCAAGAUUCUGCCCGUCAUCAAAGACCUCCAGAGCUCCGACCCCAAGUCUCGCUCAGCUGCUGCCUCAGCCAUCUCGAACAUCAUCCAGGACACAAAAUGUCGCAAGUUGCUGCUGCGCGAGCAAAUUGUACAUAUCAUCAUCAACGAGACUCUGACCGACGCUGCGCUUGAGAGCCGUGCUGCUGGCUGGGGCAUCCUCCAAGUCAUUGCCCAGGAGGAGGAGGCCGAUUUCUGUGUCCACCUGUACAGGCUGGACAUUCUCACUGCUAUUGAGCAUGCUACGAAAAGUGCCACGGCCAAGUUCUCCUCUAAAGACACACCCUUCUCCAAGCUACCCAAGUUGGAGCAAGCUACCACCUUGAGCAUCGUGGCAUCUAUCCUGUCCUUGAUAACAGCCUUGGCCGAGGCUCAGGAUGAGAUACUUGAAACCAUCGCCUCCAACUCAAGCCUUACCAACUUUCUGUACUCUUUCAUUCCUACAAGCGACCUAGCUGGUGCUAUCAAUGAGCUGCGCAAUGACGCUCUAACCUGUCUUAUGAUUCUGUCCGAGGACAACAAGAAGCUUGCAAAGACCAUCGUCUCAGACGGCAACAGGUCCGUCUACGAAUCACUCCAGGUCCUGAGCAAGGAAACCUCGCACGAGGGCAUCCUGGCUUGUGGCGUCCUCCACAAUGUUUACCUCUCGCUACAAGGCGUGGAAGUCUCCACAGAGCUGAAUAUUGUAGACGACUCGCGAUUAAUACCUACGCUCUCCAGAGCCAUUGCAGAAAUCGGCUCCAGCAAAGCCCAAUCGAACGGAACCGGAUCAUCAAACCCUUACCAGAAGCAGGAGCUCGCCUUGGAGAUCAUUGCUUCGAUCGGGACCACUAUGAAUGGAGAGCAGGGGGAUGAAUCUGAGCAGCCAGAGUCAAAGCCCAAGGCAGGAGGCGAGGCUACUGGUCAAGAUGACGAAGACAUGGACGACAUUGAUGUAGGCGCAGAAGAUGAUAACGAUAAUGAGGACAGCCGUGUCCUAGACGAGGACGAGGACGACGAUAUGGAUGAUGACGAAAUGCAGGCCGACAUGGAUAUGGUCACUGGUGCCGACGACGCCGACGACGGCGAGUCCAUUGAUGACCUCCCUAUCCUGAAAGCCCUCGUCCAAAAGGCCAUCCCACAGCUCGUGCGCGUCGUCGCUCUGCAGGCCGGCGACGAAGAAACCAUCAAACUCCAAGCCCUCUCGCUCUCCGCCCUCAACAACGUCGCCUGGUCGGUCUCCCUGAUCGACUUCUCCCACGACCACAACAAGGGCAUCCAGAAAACCUGGGAGCCGGUCGCCAAGUCGAUCUGGACCGACGCCAUCGUCCCCAUCCUCUCAAGCGACACCGCCGACGUCACCCUGGCCACCCAGGUCACCGGCCUCGCCUGGGCCGUCGCCCGCACCCUCCGCGACAAGACGCCGCUCAAGAUCAACGAGCAGCGCAAGUUCAUCUCCCUGUACCAGGCCACCCACGGCUCCGAGGCCACCCAGAACUCGGAAGAUCCCUUCCAGGGUCUGGGCGUCAAGUGCAUCGGAGUCCUCGGCCAGCUCGCCCUGGACCCUGCGCCGGCAGACCUCAACCGCGAAAUCGGCACCUUCCUCCUUACCGUGCUCGCUGCCCUCCCCCAGACCCCGGCUGCCGAUGCCGUCGAGGCCCUGAACCAGCUAUUUGAUGUGUACGGAGAUGAAAAUUUUGCCUGUGACAAGGAGGUGUUCUGGAAGGAUAACUACCUCAAGCACCUGGAGGAGAUCCUCCCCAAAGCUAAGGCGGUGGCCAAAUCGGUUGACAAGAGAACCCACUCCGAGCUGAGGGCAAGAGUGGACGAGGCAGUGCUGAACCUGAGCAGAUUCAUUGCCUACAAGAAGAAGAGCAAGCCAUAG
Molecule: messenger RNA, 2004 nt
Organism: Clonostachys rhizophaga
Lineage: Eukaryota; Fungi; Ascomycota; Sordariomycetes; Hypocreales; Bionectriaceae
Source: the annotation of a GenBank genome assembly